AAGAAGUGUGUUGAAAAGUAAUAUGCUGGUCUGCGUCCUUCAUUGAGUUUAUUUCUUUUACCAGACACAGCAGACUAUAAUGAUUGUUCUCCCUUCAAAGUGUGCCCUUCGGAGGGUGAUUUAUGCUGUUUGGCACGCAGGGUUGGAUUGGCUGGUUCGUGCCGAUUACACUGUAAACAGUAGGUGGUGACUGUGGUGCUCUAUUUGCCAGUAUCUCGAAGGAGAAGAAGAAAAAGAAGAGCCUUUUGUUGUGGUCUUGUCAACUGAAACGCGAUGGAUGAAGAAAACUUGCCUAUCGAUGUGGUGAAGGUGAAAGUGAAAGAGGAAAGUGAAGAACUGAAUGAAGAGGAGGAGGAGGAACAUCAGCAUCAGGAACCUCAUGAUUUCAUCAAUGGAGAAAACUGUUUUAGUUGCUCACAAAAAACAGGACCUAAAAUGCUUUUCAUCUGCUCUGAGUGUGGAAAGAGUCUGACACAAAAAGCACACCUUCAGGAUCACAUGAGAAUUCACACGGGAGAGAGACCUUUCAAAUGUCCUCAGUGUGGAAAGAGUUUCAGACAAAAAUCAAACUUCAGGGAUCACAUGAAAAUUCACACUGGAGAGAAACCUUACACAUGCCCUCAGUGUGGAAAGGGAUUCGUCCAAAAAGGACAGCUUAUUAAUCACAUGAGGAUUCACACUGGAGAGAAGCCUUUCACCUGCACUCAGUGUGGAAAGGGUUUCACGCAAAAAGGACAGCUCAAGAAUCACUCAAGAAUUCAUUCUGGAGAGAGGCCUUACAUUUGCCCACAGUGUGGAAAGAGUUUCACAUGCAAAGGAAGCCUGAAGGAUCACUUAAGAAUUCACACCGGAGAGAAGGCUUUCACAUGCCCGCAGUGUGGAAAGAGCUUCACACGGAAUGAUAUCCUCAAGAAUCACUUGAGAAUUCAUUCUGGAGAGAAGCCUUUCACGUGCCUUCAGUGUGACAAGAGUUUCUCGAAAGCAACGAACCUUAGAGUUCAUUUGAAGUGUCACUCUGAAGUAAGACCAUUUAACUGCGAUCAGUGUGCAAAACAAUUUAUUUCAGCAUUUCAACUGAGAAGACACGUGAAAAUUCAUGUCAAUAAGAAACCUCACUCGUGCUCUUUUUGUGGUAAGAGUUUUUCCCUGAUUGAGUAUUUGAAAAAGCACCAGAAAAUGCAUAAUGGUGUGAAAGCUCACGUGUGCUCUGAGUGUGGAAAAACCUUUUCCACCACCAGCUUUUUGAAAGAGCACCAAAGAAUCCAUACUGGCGAAAAACCUUUCAAUUGUACACAUUGCGGAAGCAGUUUUACUCAUUCAAGUUCCUUGAAAAGACAUGAGAGAAUGCAUACUGGAGAGAAGCCGUACCACUGCCCUCGAUGUGGAAAGAGUUUCAUUGCAUCAGAUUCUCUACAGAAACAUAGAAAAAAAUUUUGCCAAACAUUGUCACAGUGAGCAAACUUUAUCAUCCAAAGCAUUUAAAAUUCAAUGCAUAGAAGUAAAUGGCAGGGCUCCAAACUGUGAUUAAGUGAUCAAGUUUUGAUUGUGUUUCCUGGUGGAUUUGCUCAACUGGUUUUGAUCGUGUUCUGCCAUUGUCUGUUGCAAAUGGAAAGUCAUACACGACAAAAUUGGGAACCACACAUCACGGACACACUGUUUGCCUGGCAUGAUCAACUUGAUAGUGGGUUUAUUUAUUUUUGUGACUCACUGGAUAGCGUGGCGCAGACCCUUUUCGACCAUGCAGCGAUGACAACAUGAACAGCACUGCAGAAAGUGAAGUACUAUUUAUAUUCUGUCCAGACGUUUCUAUUACAGAGCCCUGUGGAAGUCAAACAUCCCCAAUGGCUCAAUGCUUCAGCUAGCUGAAACCAUAUUAAACAGCCCCAUUCUAAGAAGUAUUGAUGAGGAAAGCAUGACAUAAUGUACCAUACACCUAAAAAACUUUACUGCAGUAACUGUAUUAACUGGGGUAUUUUGGCUGAUUCUGUUCUAAGAUCCUGCCCUAAUGAUCUAAUGAUUACAUUAAAGGAAAAAGUAACUUCUUUUUUUUACCAACAGAAUUCACAACAAGAGCACAUGAAUUUUAAUGAAUCCGGAUUAUUCUAAACAAAGGUGUGCAUGUACUAACUUAGUAAUUUGCAUAAAGCAUGCCCCAAACCAUGUCCAUAUAAGGGCUUUCAGCACCGCCGCACCUGUACAGUUGUAAAUAUGUAGAGAAAGACACCAUUGAGGCAGAAGGCUAAAAUAUAUACAUAUAUAUUAUAUGUAUGUAAACUCAAUAAAACAUCAUUUCUUACCUGUUUUUUUGCAAGUUUAUGACCUUUAAUUUUUCAUUUAAAUUUUUCAGAUUGAACAUUUUAAAUACUGUAUAUCUCAAUUUAUUAAUAGUAAUGUCAUUUAUUUUUCUAACCAAGGGCAUUGAUAUUUAUGUGAUUAUACAUUAUGUAUUAUGUAAGAAAUAAUGUACAGAGGAGGACUCUUGUAUCUCUCUGAAGGGGUUUAUUUUUCUAUUACAACCAGCUGACUGCCCCAAUUGGGGGAAGUUUAAUCGAAACUAGAAUACUAGAAACAAAACAGUCCUCAAGAAUCACUUAGCCUUACCCUAACCCUAACAUAAAACCCUUACUUUUUUUUUUUUUCCAGUUAUUGUACUGAAACAUGGCAACAUUGUCCAUUGUUUGUCCCGGAUUAUGUAAGUAAUCCAAAUUAGAUUUUUUGCUGUCAGAAAAUUGUAACUAUGCUCAACCAUGAAAACAGCCACAUGUGACUUAUUGACACUGGCAGGGUGAUUCUGCAUUUUCACCUCACAAUAAUGAUGACAUCAUUUUUUUGAUUCUUUGAUUUAUGAACAUUGGUGCACUUAAUUUACUGACAUUAAAUCAUUGUUUGUCUUAUAACUGGAUAGUCAUUAGGUUAAUGAACAUACAUGCAGUUAAAAUGCAAGUAGUCUUGCUGGUAUUUAUCUAACGCUACAUGUUAGGUCACUCAAAAUAUUGGAAUGUUAUUACAUAGAUGUUAUAUGGACAGAUAUCCUUGUGCAUCUAUUAUGCUGUGCACGUGAUGAGCGGCCCUUCUCCCAAUAUCUGUAAAUGAGUAAGACAUGUUGAUAAAUGAUUGCGCGGUGCCACUAUUUACAAUUCUAAAAAUUAUAGUCUGUAAUAAAGCCUAACAUCUUACUCUUAGUUUAAAACUCAUUAAUAUAAAAUGACUCAUUUUAAUCAAUAUAUCGAAUUAUUCUGUGAAUUUUUGGUACUUAUACUGUAGGGAUUCUUAGGAAAUCUUCCGGACCUGGAGUUGUGUCUGAUGUAGUUUAAAUGAGUUAGAUAGUCCCCUGCUUUCCUGGUAGUAUGGUUAUGGUUAGGGAUAGGUUUGAACCAAUCAGGUAGUGGGGAGUAAGAAUCUGGCGGGAAGUCAGAUUUCGCCAUAAACUGAAGUGCUUUACUUGCGGAUUAAUCACCUUUUUUCAAACAUAUCCUAUAUGACAUUAAUCAGCUAUAUGAACUAUAUUACCACUUAAAUCUGCACAGACAAUGAAGCACAUGCACAGCUGAACUUAAACUAAGUUGUGUGCUAGAUGUGUAACUUGCUUUGUGAAUAGGCUGGUGCUGUAACAAUGUAGCGCAAAAUCCUCCCGACACUAAAUGGAAAAUGUAUACUGUUCUAGUAUGAAGAAUCGACAACACAGUAACUAAGCAUAUAAUACUUCCCUAUACUUAUUAUAUGCUAUUGUUUCAUGAAUUUAUUUGGGGUUUACGCAAGGUCUUAUAUUUUGAUACGUUAAGUUGAUACGUUUACGUGUACAUUACCGUCAGUGGGGCGUUUGUCACAGUGACCCUAGCAGCUACUAUCAUCUUUCUCUGCAUUAAUGUGAGUAUAGAGUUGCCAAAUGCAGAUGCAGUGACACGAUCAGAGACAUUCAGUGCAUUCAGAAAGUAUUCAGACCCCUUAAUUUUUUUCACAUUUUAUUAUGUUGCAGCCUCAUGCUAAAAUGCUUUAAAUUAUUAUUUUCACAUCAAUCUACACUCCAUAACCCAUAAUGACAUAGCAAACAAAUAAAAAAAAAAAAAAGAUUUUUGAAAUAUCACAUUGACAUAAGUAUUCAGAUCCUUUGCAGUGACACAUGAAAUUUAGCUCAGGUACAUCCAAUUUCUCUGGAUCAUCUUUGAGAUGUUUCUACACUUUGAUUGGAGUCCACCUGUGGCAAAUUCAAUUGAUUGGACAUGAUUUUGAAAGACACACACCUGUCUAUAUAAGGUCUCACAGCUGAAAAUUCAUAUCAGAGCAAAAACCAAGCCAUGAGGGCAAAGGAACUGCCUGCAGAGCUCAGAGACAGGAUUGUGUCGAGGAUCCGGGGAAGGCUACAAAAGUGGCCUCCAUAAUUCUUAACUGGAAGAAGUUUGGAACAACCUGGUCUCUUCCUAGAGCUGGCCGCCCGGCCAAACUGAGUAAUUGGGGUAGAAGGGCCUUGGAAAGAGAGGUGACCAAGAACCCAAUGGUCACUCUGGCUGAGCUCCAGAGAUCAUGUGUGGAGAUGCAAAAAUCACACACAAAAAGACUUGAUGCUGUAAUCACUGCCAAAGGUGCUUCAACUAAGUACUGAGUUGAGGGUCUGAAUACUUAUGUCAAUAUGAUAUUUCAAAAAUCUGGUUUGUCAAUUUUGGGAUAUGGUGUGUAGAUUGAUGUGAAAAAAAAAGAAAAGAAUUUAAAGCAUUUUAGCAAAAGGCAGCAACAUAAAAUGUGACAAAAAUGAAGGGGUCUGAAUGCACUGUAUAUUACAGUUUUUCUCAAUCGCUUUGGCUCAAUUCUCGAAUGAGAAUUAUUUUUUUCAAAACAAUGUUCAAAACUCCGAACAAUUAUUUUCUUGUUCGCAAGCAAAUUGCAUGUUAUGGAACGUGUGCAAAAGAGUAAGCACAAUAUCUAAAUGCACAUGGCUCGCUGAUCAAAACUGAUGAGUUGAUUCUCAGUGAAACUGUUAUACUCUUCACAACUUCUAGCCUUCUUUCAUCGUGUGAGCCAUCACAUGCAAAAUAAUCCAUUCAAUUCUCAAAAUCUGUCAGACUUACAGUACAUGUAUAUUCCAUAAAUAUCUAUGACAUCUCUGGCCAGACCAACAAGAGCGACAGGAUGUCCACCAAGAAGAUGGGAACUUGUAGUGUUACGUACUGUGAGGCGGUACAAUUGAUUGUUUUUUUUACAGAACUACCGCAGGUUUUUCAUUGUUGCGGGGGUUUUGUUUUUGUUUUUUGCAUGGAUGUCAUUUUGUGGGAAUUUUCUGGUCACUAUAUAUGACUUUACAUGUAAGAAAUGUUUAAAAAUGGACAUGCAAAUGUGAAUUCUCAGUUUACAUGUAACACAUUGCUACAAAAAUAAAUGUACUGUAUAC
Messenger RNA from Myxocyprinus asiaticus (Chinese sucker), 5383 nucleotides. Its product is annotated as gastrula zinc finger protein XlCGF26.1-like. The coding region runs from base 274 to 1455 and encodes 393 amino acids. The record is from RefSeq and is a predicted model, not a curated record. The transcript is spliced from 2 exons. NCBI's taxonomy places the organism in Eukaryota, Metazoa, Chordata, Actinopteri, Cypriniformes, Catostomidae.